ACAUUCUAAACCAGUCUGCAAGACGACCUCAUUUACAUACGUAAGUUGCAAAAAUAUUGCAAACAAAAAUGCAGAAAUCGUUCCUUUCCGCCUUGCUGUUAUCCGCCCUUUGCGCGGUCACCAUCUCAGUCCCCGUCAAUGAGAAUGCGCCCAAAGCUGCGACCCCGUGCGAUCCGAGCGUCUGUGUGGCGCCAGCUUGUCGAUGCAGCUCGCAAGAACCACCAGGGGGAUUAUUCGGACCUAAUUUGCCACAGAUGGUCUUCCUCACAUUUGAUGACGCCAUUACCAUCACAAAUCAUCCGUUUUAUGAGGAAAUCCUAUUUCCCAAUGGCGUCCCUCGUCUGAAUCCAAACAAUGCUCCGGCCACAGCCACGUUCUUCAUUUCCCAUGAGUACACCAAUUACUCGUUAGUUCACGACUUGUGGGUUCGAGGUCACGAUAUCGCGCUCCACAGCAUCACGCACGUGUCCGACACGGGAUACUGGGCCAACUUGAAUGAAGCCGGUUGGGCCGCAGAGCUCGCCCAACAGCGCGAACAACUCGCUCGUUUCGCUCAAGUUCCAAUAGAAUAUAUUAAAGGCAUGCGCGCUCCAUUCCUCCAAGUCGGCGGGGACGCUAUGUACUCUGCCCUGGUUAAUGGUGGCUUUUUAUGGGAAUGUUCCCGCCCAACGCAAAACCAGCGACGCCCAGGACUCUGGCCGUACACGGCAGAUUUCGAAUCUACCCAGGACUGUCAGAUUCCCACCUGCCCGGUGGAAGCGUACCCGGGAUUUUGGGUCUUUCCCAUGAUCGAUAUGAUUGGCGAUGAUGUCUUCCCAUGUGCCAUGUUGGAUGAGUGUACACCACUUCCUAAGACGCAAGCAGCCAUGUACAACUUGCUCCUGCGAAACUUUAAUGACCAGUAUACCGCAGGCAACAACAGGGCGCCAUUUGGCAUCUUCACCCACGCCGCCCUGCUCGUCGGACCGGACAAUAUCCCAGAGUUUGGCGAGAGGAAGCGAGGCUACAUUCAAUUCUUGGACUAUCUGACCAGUCUUCCGGAUGUUUAUAUCGUCGGUAUUUCCCAAGCCAUGGAGUGGAUGAAGCAACCAACGGGUAUUGCCGAUAUUGACACAUUCCAGCCCUGGAAAGAAGAUGUCAACCGACCAAGACAGUGCAUAUUCCCGAGGAACUGCAGAUACGAGAACUCCACGUGGGAACGAUUCAUGUCGUCUUGUUACCCCUGCCCACAAAGCUACCCAUGGUUAGGAAAUCCGAUGGGAACUCUGCUCCAAUUCGACGAGUAAAUAUUUUUAUUGGCGGAUUAACACUGCAUAAAUUUAACUGGAUUUUAUUACUGGUCUGCGAUUGAUCAUUCUAAAUAAAUUAAUACGUAAAAAAUAAAGUAUUUCAUACAUACAUAUGUAA
Molecule: messenger RNA, 1407 nt
Organism: Folsomia candida
Lineage: Eukaryota; Metazoa; Arthropoda; Collembola; Entomobryomorpha; Isotomidae
Product: chitin deacetylase 8
Exons: 7
Coding region: 69-1286 (405 amino acids)
Biological process (GO): carbohydrate metabolic process
Molecular function (GO): hydrolase activity, acting on carbon-nitrogen (but not peptide) bonds
Source: RefSeq, a predicted model, not a curated record